AAGAACGAUUCCGGAAGUUAGCGACUUCCAGUAAACUGUUCAGAUCAGAAGAAGAAACCGUUCUAUGUAAAAUGGCUUUUGUGCCCAAUAAUGAUGAUUUAUUUGACUCCAUCAUCAUGGCCGAUGACAGGUUUCAUGUUGAAGGUUAUCAGGAAGGCUUUGAGGAGGGAGUUCGACAGGGAACCAUCGAGGGUAGAAAUCACGGGCGGCUUCAUGGAGCCAAACUCAGUGCAGAGGUUACUUUUUACUAUGGAUUUGCACUCGCAUGGAAAUGUUUCCUUCAAAGUAGCACUGAUGUUAAAGCAAGAAAAAGACUGAAAGCUAUGGAAUCUUUAAUCGGAGUCAUCCAAAACUUCCCAUAUGAAGACCCUCAGUAUGAAAAGCUUCAAGAGGACAUGGAAAGGGUGCGCGCCAAGUUCAGACAGGUGUGCUCUUUACUGAACGUGUCGACGGACUUUCGAGAAUAUGUGAGUGGAUCGACAUCAAUGUCCUUCUGAGACUACCAGAAGCUUACAACAGCAGUUAUGGCAAACUCGGAGCACCUCAGAGAGGCCGUUUAUAAGCAGACCGUACUGCCCAUCAUCUGCAGAGAGCCAGUUGUGGUGCGAGCGUUUUUUGUGGUGGUCGUGUGGAGUGUGUAAAAGUGUAGACCGGUUUCACUUUUACUGGUAAGGUGAAAUUCUGCAACCAAACUCUGGAACUUAACUCUAGAAAACACUGAGUGAAAGGGCUUGAGUUGUAUUUUUAAGAGUUUUAAAGUGGAGAAAAAUUAAGCAGUAACAUGAGUCAGUCUAAUAUACAAACCAAAGUUUUGUUCUUCAUAAGAACUUUCCAUGUCCUAAUAUGGUUCCUUUCCGUUGGGUGGAAUGACCUUGAUUUGCAAACAAAUGCUUUGCUAGAUAAAGCUGCUCAUGAAGACUAUAAACGCCAUCUUGUGGUGGAAGUGGAGAUUUACUCUUGUUGUUAGAUGGCUCCGCCUGCUGGUGAGCUGAAAUUAGUGCAGGAUUGUGAUAUUUGAAUAAUAAUGUAAUGGAGCUGAUAAACGCAUACCAUUUUGUUUGAAAUUCCUGUGGAAGUUUUGUCUAUUCAAAUUUAAUUGAUGUUAAUAUUAAAGGUAUUUCAUAACAAAAUAAAUGAUUCACAUUAAUUAUUUUGACAAA
Messenger RNA from Danio aesculapii, 1160 nucleotides. It is a transcript of the gene lto1, whose product is annotated as LTO1 maturation factor of ABCE1. Bases 72 to 497 code for a protein of 141 amino acids. NCBI's taxonomy places the organism in Eukaryota, Metazoa, Chordata, Actinopteri, Cypriniformes, Danionidae. The transcript is spliced from 5 exons. The record is from RefSeq and is a predicted model, not a curated record.